ACCACUUUUAAACGCCAUUUUUCUGAUUUGUCAGCUAUAGAACAAAUAAAAUUUAUUAAAAUAUUUUUAAAAACUUUAGGAAAAUAACUAGAGACUUUAAAUCAAACAUUGGGAUAUAAAAAAACUUUAUAAAGCAAAAUACAAGGGUGAAUCCUAUGAUCAAACUGGAUUAACAGAUAUUCGAUUGAAUGGAAUCUGUUCGCUGUUACUUGUGUGACCAUGAAUUUGUGGAAGGCGAAGAGCCAUGGUUAAUGUUUGAGCAACGAUUACGAGAGGACGGACAAGUGGAAUGUUCACUGGCUGAUUUGUUGGGCAACAUAUUAGAAAAAGAAUUGGAAGAGGCUUUAGCCCAUUCUACAUUACUCUGUGAUUCAUGUAAUGCUGAUGUUUUGGAAUAUGAAAGUCUUGAAAAGCGUUUUUCCCAAAUACGGGAAAGAAUUUUAAGUUCAUACAAAGAAAAUUCUACGAUACAGAAUUUAAAUAACUUGUUGCAAGGAAAUGUUAUUAUUGCCAAUGGAUGCCUGCCACAAGCAAAUGAAGAAAAUAGUAAAUUCCUUGUUAACAAUGCAGAAACCAUAGAAAAUAUUUCAAAUGGGGAAUAUUUAGGCAUUACGGAAAUGGAUUUAGUAGAAGAGGUUCAGGACGAUGAACUAGAAUGUGAAGAGAAUUUAAAUGUAAAUGAUCUAGACAAUGAACAGGCGCCAGAUCACGAUGAUGUAGGAUUUAUUGAUAAUGUCAGUUCACAAAUCGUACCUGAUCAUUUUGAUUUUGCCGCCUUUAAUGAACAUGUAGCACAAAAUUCUUUACCCGCUGGUGUACUAAAUUUAUCAGAUGGUCUUGUCAAUUUAGAGGUUUCGGAGGAGUCUGUUGAUGUUCAAGACAUACCCUUGGAAGGUCAAGAUAUCAUUAUAUAUGACGUUAACACGGACCAGAUUCAACAGGGCGACUUAAUUAUUCAACAAGACAGCGAUAGUCGCGAUUUGAAAACGUAUGAUAGUACUGAAGACGGCGAUCUGAAUUUUAUAAUUAGUACAGAUAUUUUUACAAGUGAAGGCAACUGUGAAAAUUCCCAGCAAUCAGCUGCGUCAGAAAUAACACAAAAUGAUAAUAUACAGCAACAGGAUGCUAGCACUUCUGAGACAAAACCCACAGCCCCUAAAGUGGUUUGUAAGCAAGAUGGAGACACUUUUAUUUGCCUAAUAUGCGAAAUAUCGCCACAUUUUGAACGCCAGACACUAGUGGAACAUUUUCAAACAUUUCAUAAUUCAAAAUUCUAUAUGUGUGAGCAAUGUCAUGAAGGAUUUGGAAAACGACAAGACUUGAAAUUACACACAGAGCUCGGUCACAUAAUACAGUGUGAGCAUUGUGAACGGACGUUCAACAAUAAUCGUUUGUAUCGUAUACACAAACGGGUGCACUACAAUAAUACGAAGCAGUAUGAAUGUCAUGUAUGCCAGAAAAUGUAUGUGUCCAAAGCAAUUUUGGAGGAACAUAUGAACACUCAUACUGGUGUAAGACCCUUUAAAUGCAGCGAAUGCCCCAAAGAUUUCGCCUCGAAAUAUACACUUCAAACACAUAUGAAAAUUCAUAAGGAACGACCGCGUCCGUAUCAGUGUGAUCAGUGUGAUAAAAGGUUUUUGAAUCAACAAAAUCUGAAUCAGCAUAAAAAAUUGCAUGUCUCUGUAAAAGCCUUCCAUUGUGAGGUGUGCAAUAAGGCUUUCACCACUCAGCAUAGUUUACAAGUUCAUAAAAUAGUACAUUCAGGUCAAAGGCCCUUUAUUUGUCGUAUUUGUGGAAAAUCAUUUGCACGUAGACCGGAAAUAAAAGAUCAUGAACGUAUUCAUACUGGUGAGAAACCUUUUAAAUGUGAAUACUGUCCCAUGGCUUUUGCUCAGCGCACUAAUUUGGCUAGUCACAAGAAAUCUACACAUUUGAAUGAGAAACUACACAAAUGUGAUCUAUGCUUGCGAUCUUUUAAACGUAAACGAUUGUUAGAUUACCAUAUACAAGCCAUUCAUACGGGUGAACGACCGCAUAAGUGUGAAAUAUGUGGAGCAGGAUUUGUCUAUCCAGAGCACUACAAAAAACACAUGCUCAUACAUAGUGGGAAGAAGCCAUAUGCAUGCGAGGUUUGUGGCAAACAAUUCAACAGUCGUGACAAUCGUAAUGCCCAUCGUUUUGUGCACAGUGAUAAGAAGCCUUACGAAUGCAUGGAAUGUGGUGCGGGUUUUAUGCGCAAACCGCUUCUUCUAACACACAUGAAGCAAACAAAACACAUAAACGAUACAAUAAUUAUAAAUCAGCCACAAUUUACUCAACACCAACCAAUGGAAAUUGGCAGUAUAACUUCAACCUCGUCAUCUGCGGAAUACAAUAAUUUAAAUGAAGAAGAAUCGGAAAUCGAUGUUGACAAUGAUCUAAAAUCACAAGAGGUUUCCGACGAAACUCUCGAAAAAAUCAUAUUUAAAGCUGACGACUUGUUAGCAGAAAACGUUUCAGUUGCAUCGAUUACUGACAAAGUUGUAGACCAAGACGAAAAUGUGAUAACUGCUGUAGGUGAUCAUUUAAUGAAAAACGAUUUGGAUAAUGUUAAAUAUUUGGAAUUUGAAGAUUUAGAACAUGAUGGUCAUCAAACUCUAACGUGGGUCAAUAUAGGUGAUGAUAAAGUUUAAGUAGUUGUAUUUUAUCUAAUAUCAUUAAGUGAAAACAUUUUCAGAGAAAAUAAAUACUUUUUUUAUUACGUUAUCGAUAUUCAUCAUUAA
Messenger RNA from Lucilia cuprina (Australian sheep blowfly), 2762 nucleotides. RefSeq names its product zinc finger protein 431-like. Gene Ontology annotation, biological process: regulation of transcription by RNA polymerase II. Gene Ontology annotation, cellular component: nucleus. Bases 189 to 2672 code for a protein of 827 amino acids. NCBI's taxonomy places the organism in Eukaryota, Metazoa, Arthropoda, Insecta, Diptera, Calliphoridae. The transcript has 5 exons. The record is from RefSeq and is a predicted model, not a curated record. Gene Ontology annotation, molecular function: RNA polymerase II transcription regulatory region sequence-specific DNA binding; DNA-binding transcription factor activity, RNA polymerase II-specific.